Osmia lignaria (orchard mason bee) is the source of this 698-nucleotide messenger RNA. RefSeq names its product transmembrane protein 234 homolog. Lineage: Eukaryota; Metazoa; Arthropoda; Insecta; Hymenoptera; Megachilidae. The record is from RefSeq and is a predicted model, not a curated record.
AAUUUUAAAAUUCAGUCUCAGCGCCAUCUAUACAAAAACGGCUCAAACUACUUGACAACUUACCGACUACGGUAGUUGCUUCCGCUACUUUCCGAUAGAUGGCGCUAUUAUCGUCUCUGAAAUAUUGAAUCACGAUGUCAAUGGCUUUAGAUUCUAUUAUAUACCUUACUCUUGUAGCACUUUUAUGGGGUAUAACCAAUCCAUUUAUUAAAAGAGGAGCUAAAGGGUUAGAAAAUGUGAAAUCAUCUUCUAAAUUUGGUCAAUUUUUUAAGGAGCUUGGAUUUCUUAUUACACAGUUAAAGUACAUUAUACCAUUUAUCAUCAACCAAGGAGGCUCUUUAUUAUAUUUUUUAAGUUUAAGUAAUGCAGAUAUAUCCCUGGCUGUACCAGUCACUAAUUCUCUUACAUUUGUGAUAACUGCAAUAACUGGUUGGUUCUUAGGUGAAGAAAAAAUACACCGAAAUAUGUACAUGGGGAUGAUAUUGAUAUUAAUUGGAACAGUUCUUUGUUGUUGGGAUAAAAUGGAUAAAACUGUUCAGAUUUAGUGUUUUAACAUUUAAAGUGUGAUUGAAAUAUUUAAAAACCAAUUUCUAUGAAACAUAAUAUUAUUACUGAUUAAGUAUUAACUAAAAAUUAAUAGAUAAUCAAUAACAUUUUAGUUACUACUGUUAAUAAUAAUUAUUUAAAAAACAAAGUGU